CCUGCUUCUCUGCGCUGAGGACGUAGUGUUACAGAUAGCGCGUGAGCUGAAGAGGCUACGUUUCAACCAAGGCCCACUAUGUCAACCUUCUUCACGAACUUCUGACGCAUGAUAGCUUGCCGUUCAGUGUAUUCCAGCAUGGAGUACUGUUCUCGGGAAGUAGAGGGUUGUUCGUGCUGCUCACCAAACUGGUGACCACGGUAUCUGUGAAACCAGUUUGAAGGCUUGAAAAUUCAAGUGCACGGCAAAAGUAGACAGAAUGUUUGCUGAUCACAUAUGCCGUUUAGUGUUCAUCCUGCUACUAGCUGGCGGCUUCGUUGUUUGUUCAGGUACAAACUGUGGCUGUCCUCCAGCCUCCCUGCUCUCGACUGUAAGCUGCCAUGCAACGAAGAAGAAUUUUACGGCUGAAUACGCAUGCUUACCGUCCGCACACCCUGUCAGUGGCGACAAGACGCUAGUUUGCAGUGGUUCGAGCAAGUGGACAGGAACUCCAUUGGUUUGCCAAGAUGUAAACCCGGAGAAGACAACAUCGUGUCCAUCGGCGUCAUCUGGAGUCGUGGUCGUCAUUGUGUUCUUCGUUCUUGCCUUGGUAGCGUCUGUUGCAGCCAGUGCGUACCUCUACUGGCAGUUGCGCGCUGAGCGAGUAAGUAAUUCGACAAAGGGUCCAGCGGCGCAGGGACAACCGCGAGGCGAUGCCCAAGAGCACGGUUAUCAAAACCACGCUAGGUUUGUCGAGAGCACCCAAGGCAAGCUUCAAGGCCAGGGUCAAGACCGUGAAAGCGAUCACGACUCCGAGCUCUACUUGAACCACGAUAUCGUGGAUGACGGCGAUACUGGUGACGCGGAUAGCAUGGCCUAUGAGGAUUGUGGGCCGGAAGGACCUACUGUCUGCGACUAUAAGCCACGCGACGAACCAGGCAAGAGCUGCAACACCUUGCCGUACAUGACCGACAAGUCGAUGACCACUAAACAGCGCUCUGUGACCUUGGAUAGAUAUUCAGUCGGCGCACAACUACAAGUCGUGACACCCAGCCGAGAUCGCGCCCGCAGCACAGGGGCCAUACGUUCUUGUACCGACUUGCAAAGUGGAUAUUUCGAGAUCACUGGACCCACCGCUCCUCCACUGCCAGCUGCAAGUAGAGAAGAGAGACCCUCGUUCGCGGAUAGAGACAGCGGUUUUGGCGCUACACAGCAGGCAGCUGCACAAGAGGAUGAGCCCACGUACGUUAAUCGUGCAAUGGUGUAGUGAACAUCUUUGUCUGCACAACGUCCCAUGGCCCAGCGGAGCGAGGGUGCCUGCGCGAACACCCUCCUUGGACAUCGUAUGAAGCACAGCAUUUUGCGUAUUUUCGAUAUACCCAUUAUACAUAAUAUCUAUGCCAGCAAAUGUAAAUGUUCAGCAUUUCGACUUCCAGAAGUUUUGCGGCAAAUGGAUAGGCACGUCGAAGCAUUCUUUGAGCUUAAUCAGAAUUAAUUUUCUGUUUGUGAGAAAUUCGUGUAGAUCUAAAGGUAUUUUCGACUCAUUGCAUGUAGCGCGUAUGCAGGCUUUCACCAUCUGGUAUUUUUAGGCCACUACAGUAUGCGAGCAAGGCUUACAUUUGUUUCCAGUGCGCUAUGACCUAACUAGGCCAUAUCGAACAAAGGGAAUGCUGAACAAGAAGGAAAGUCUCCUGUUCUCUUUCUACUCUUAUUAUGCACAAGAUUCUAUUGUUUUCAAAGUAUAAAUUUAUAAGUGAUAUUACGUACGGUGAAGCACACCACUUGACUAAGUGCUAUUAAAUCAUCAUUGUUAGGUGCAUUGCAGCAUGUUACAGCAACCUUUCUUGCACAUUAUGCAUUUUGCAAUGUUUCGCAACUUUCGAGUGUAAUCCGCACCUUGCCUUCCAAACCCAACACUCUGAUCUGUUGAUCAAUCACCGUGCAGAAUCCCUUUUAAAGAAUAUAAAUCCAUAUCAGAUGUGUCUCUGCCUUGGAUUUGAUUCUCUUGUCACAUGUCGCAUCAGUGGCUGAUCGUGCGUUUCAUGAUUAGCUUUUCUGCGUUUCUAAGCGUAUGACACGUGAUUUUCCUUUACAAAAAUUCUUCGCAUCUGAAUGUAUGAUGUAGCAUCAAGAGUACAUACCCAAUGGUUAUGCACUCUUGCUACCAUGCCUGUCCAGCACGACAUGAGCAGGCUUACGAACAUUUUGCUGCAGGAAAGCCACCUUCGUUUGUACAAAUCGCGUGACUGUGAAGCCACCUUUACUUCUCACCUGCUCCAUAGUGCUGCUGUUCCUUUUGUUUUCAUUUUAGAGUCUGUUCUGUCUUGCAUGCAUAAGCUGUUUUUGAUACCGUGACGCCCGCUCCUUUCA
Sycon ciliatum is the source of this 2349-nucleotide messenger RNA. RefSeq lists its product as uncharacterized. Bases 260 to 1246 code for a protein of 328 amino acids. The record is from RefSeq and is a predicted model, not a curated record. NCBI's taxonomy places the organism in Eukaryota, Metazoa, Porifera, Calcarea, Leucosolenida, Sycettidae. The transcript is spliced from 3 exons.